Aspergillus homomorphus CBS 101889 is the source of this 690-nucleotide messenger RNA. Its product is annotated as transcription elongation factor 1 family protein. Gene Ontology annotation, cellular component: transcription elongation factor complex. The transcript has 4 exons. Bases 93 to 473 code for a protein of 126 amino acids. Gene Ontology annotation, biological process: transcription elongation by RNA polymerase II. Lineage: Eukaryota; Fungi; Ascomycota; Eurotiomycetes; Eurotiales; Aspergillaceae. The record is from RefSeq and is a predicted model, not a curated record. Gene Ontology annotation, molecular function: RNA polymerase II complex binding.
CAGAUCACCACCCAUGAACAAUUAAUCAGGAUUGAGCUGAUGCAUAUUUCCUGGCUUCAAUCACCUCAGUGAAAUACAAAGGAAUCUAAAUCAUGGGUAAGCGGAAGAAGUCGAGCAGGCAGCCCCAACAAACCAGAAAGAAGGAACCACUGCCCACAACGUUUGCAUGCCUCUUUUGCAACCACGAAAACUCGAUCAUAGUGAAGCUAGACAAAAAGCUUGGUUUGGGAAACCUUACCUGCAAGGUGUGCGGGCAAAGGUUCCAAACAGGGAUCAAUUAUCUCUCUGCCGCUGUUGAUGUGUACUCCGACUGGGUUGAUGCCUGUGACGCGGUUGCAAAGGACACUGCACAUGAUUAUCAAGAAAGUGAUGCCCGUGUCCGACACUCGAAUGAGUCUGUCGUUUCACCCGGUGCUCGGAACUUUGAUGCUGAUGAUGCGGACGUUGGUGAUGAAUACACUGAUGAUUACUGACGUGCCUAGAGCAAUUGGCAGAGUAUGAGUUAUGGCCAAAUCUGCAUUGCUAAACUUUAGAUGACUCUAUUGACACCUCCAUUCCACCGGAAUAGGCAUGAUAAAUGUAAUGGUAUUUAAAGAGAAUAGAUCGAUAUAGCCCAGGCACCUCAAAAUCUUUUAUCGGAGUACGAGCCCCCGAUCACAACGUAUAAUAUCGAUCACCAAAGUCACCAAG